AUGGACCGUACACAGCCCAAGAUACCCCAUUCCAAAGACCUGCGCAUCAACAGAACCAGGCACCCAGCGAAGGCAUCCGCUUUAAAAAAUGCAGAAACAGCGGCCCUGGGUAAAUCACCUUUUGGUGUCAGCUCUGGAAGGAGACAGACCAGUUUCACCUUGAAGUCAUGGGCUCGAUCACUCUUAGCUCUCAUGAAACUACGUGAAGCUAUCAUAAACGAAGAUAUAUCUGCUGUCACGAAAAGUCUGAACUCGGGGAUUAACCCUAAUAUCCAAAUUGGGAAGACUUUGAACCCGCUCGUUGCGGCUGUCGAGGUUGACAAUUUGGAAUUGAUCCAACUUCUGCUCAACGCAGGCGCAGAUGUGAACCUGCCUCUAGAGCACGGUCACUUUGGUAGUGUUCUCGUUGCGGCUUGCUACCAUGGCAAUCACAAGUCCGUUGAACUCUUGUUAGAGGCAGGCGCGACUGUCGACAUGCAAGUUCUGCACGGGGACUACGGCACCGCUCUUGUUGCGGCCUGCUGUUCUGAAACAACAAAAUCAGCAGAGAUCCUGCUAGAUGCUGGAGCUAAUCCUAAUUUCCAGGUAAAAAAUGGUACUUUUGGGAGUGCACUCGCGGCAGCUUGUUGUUAUUUGACUGCCACGACUCUCGUUCCUCUUCUACUAGAAGCUGGAGCAGAUCCUAACCUUCCACUUCUUUACGGGAACUAUGGCAAUGCUAUAUCAUCUGCAAUCAGAAAUAAAAGCAGAAGUGCCGCCAAAUCCCUUUUAACAUAUAAUGCCUUUCUUGAGCGUUUUUCGGAUAAUCUAUUGAGUCAAAUACCUGGUUGGGGCGAGGAGUAUUCGACUGGGCUAUCUUCUGGGACCAGCGAACUAAUUAUUUUUGGCACAGAAUCCUGGGGUGCUGACAUGCAUUCUGUUGAUUUUCAAGAAGGGAAAGAAGAAUUGUGGCUCUCAAGUACCGUGGCUUUGAUUUGGCAAGAUGAUACCAUAAAGCUCACAACAUUGUGGGACUGGUUGAAUCGUUUCGUAUCCCCGUCGCUUGGAUUGCGUUUGCUGAAUGGGAUCAGAAGGGCCUUAAAAUAUGAACGUGAUCAGUUCUAUAGUGAGCUCAUCCUUAUUUCUUGA
Penicillium angulare is the source of this 1128-nucleotide messenger RNA. Its product is annotated as ankyrin repeat domain-containing protein. The record is from RefSeq and is a predicted model, not a curated record. The transcript has 2 exons. Lineage: Eukaryota; Fungi; Ascomycota; Eurotiomycetes; Eurotiales; Aspergillaceae. The coding region runs from base 1 to 1128 and encodes 375 amino acids. Gene Ontology annotation, molecular function: protein binding.